GACACCAGAGAGAGAGCAUACACACUCCUUCACCCAUCUCUUUGCACCCAGGCAGGUAAACUAUCCGCAGACAACAUGGCUGAGGACAUGGAUGAGGUCACCCAAACAGGCCCCAAGGGGGUGAUCAACGACUGGAGGCGAUUCAAGCUGGAGAGCAUGGACCAAGAGGCCCUGCCCCCCCAGAAGAGGGAGCUACUGAGGCAGAUGAGCUCACCACACAAACCCAAAGAUGAGGCACGAGGAGGCCUCAACCGCAAGAUGAGCAUGCAGGAGUACGAGCUGAUCAAGGAGGACAUGGCGGACGACCAGUGCCUGAAGCGCUACCGCAAGCACUGCAUGCAGGAGAUGCACGAGCGGCUGAGCUUCGGGCCGCGCUUCGAGGGCGUGCACGACCUGGCCGACGGCGAGGCCUUCCUGGAGGUGAUCGAGAAGGAGCACCGCAACACGGUGGUGGUGGUGCACAUCUUCAAGGACGGCGUGAAGGGCUGCGAGGCGCUCAACGGCUGCCUGGAUUGCCUGGCCGGCGAGUACCCCCUGGUCAAGUUCUGCCGCAUCAGCGUGGAGGCGUCGGGGGCCGGCGAGCGCUUCUCCGACGAGGUGCUGCCCGCCCUGCUGGUCUACAAGGCGGGCGAGCUGCUGGGCAACUUCCUGGCCAUCACGCAGAGCUUCAACGAGGAGUUCUUCGCCACCGACGUGGAGGCCUUCCUUAACGAGUACGGACUGCUGCCCGAGAAGGAGAUGGCGGCCGCCGACGGCGAGGAUGCCGGGGCCGACGUGGAGUGAAGGAUGGAAGG
Messenger RNA from Sardina pilchardus (European sardine), 794 nucleotides. RefSeq names its product phosducin b (gene pdcb). The record is from RefSeq and is a predicted model, not a curated record. Gene Ontology annotation, biological process: regulation of G protein-coupled receptor signaling pathway. Gene Ontology annotation, cellular component: photoreceptor outer segment. NCBI's taxonomy places the organism in Eukaryota, Metazoa, Chordata, Actinopteri, Clupeiformes, Clupeidae. The transcript is spliced from 4 exons. The coding region runs from base 76 to 783 and encodes 235 amino acids.